AUGGAGCAGGAGACUGAACGUGUUGCGCAGGCCAUCGCAAUUGCUGCAGAUCCUGCCCAGGUGGCGCUUCACCAAGAAGCAUUGUAUUAUCUCACAACCGUACAACAAAACGCCAACAAUACAUGGCGACUCGCAUUGUCGAUCUUCGCUGAUGCCACACCCGAUGGCUCGAGAAGAUAUUCACCACAAGCACGAUUCUGGGCGCUGCGACUUCUGGAAGAAUUUCUCGACAAUCGAUUUGAGCCACUCGACGAUGAAGCUUUCCAAACGCUGCGGCAAGGAUUCCUGACAUACAUACAAUCGGAAUACGUGUUUGGCAGCGCAGAGGCUAACGCUUCGUUCCUACGCAACAAAUUCUCACAUACGCUAACCCUCUUCUUCCUCUGCACCUACAUUGAUCAAUGGCCAACCUUCUUCGCCGACAUAUUCGCACUCAUCCGACAGGAUGCAUCCAAAUUCAACAGACACGUUUCGCUGCUGUUCUUCCACCUGGUUCUCGAAAUAUCAGGCGAGGUAGCCGAUCAAAUGAUCAAGGCCGCACGGACGUUCUCUACACAACGUCAUACUCGAGAUGGCCAGGUGAGGGACGCCGUUCGGGAGAGGGACGCUUCGCAGAUCAAUGAAGCCGUACUGACUAUAAUUGCUGACGGCGUGGAGAGAAUGUCGGCUUUACGGGAGGCUGGAGAUUCCUCACGCGAGCUUGGAGAUGUCAUAGAGGUUGUAGACUGGGGGAUUCGAACGUUUGGCUCCUACGUCGGUUGGAUUGAUAUUAAUCUCACAGUCACACCAACAACUGUCCCAUUACUAUUUACUCUCCUUGCCGACCCGUCGUUACCUAUUCGUCUUGCUACAUCAGUGGCUCUCCUCCGGAUUGUGGCGAAAGGACUAAAAGAGCCAAGUGACAAACUUCAACUAAUAAAGGUCCUCUCGCUGGGUCAAGUCAUUGACGCGCUGGAAUCAAAAACCCGCAAUCAACAAAUUCAACGGGGCUCGAACACGGACGAAGGGGAAGAGUCGUACCGCGAAGCUUUGGGGAAAUUGCUGAACAUCUACGGCUUAGAGCUACACAAGCUCAUCGAUGAUUGUUCAGAUCAGGCGAUCCGGACCGAAGCUACGCAGUACCUGAACCAGAUACUGCCCGUCAUGCUUCGCUUCAUGGCCGACGAAUAUGACGACACCUCCUCCACCAUAUUCACUCUCCUUCAUACUGUGUUGUCAAGCUACAAACGUAGUCGCAAAAUGUCAUCCGAGCCCAUCGAGGACUCAAAACGGACCUUCUUGGUCUCGCUGCUGAAUGUCAUUUUAGAGAAAAUGAAAUGGGAAGAAGAUACCGACAUGGAUGACCCUGAUGACGAUGACGUCGCGGCCUUCGAAGGUCUUCGCAAGGAAUUACGAAGCUUUAUGGAUGGCGUGCUGGUCAUUGAUCAAGAUUUGGUGACAGAGGCCGUGCGAACACUUGCCCUCAAUACGUUGGCAGGGUAUCGCAAUGGCGUUGCGGUGAAGUGGAACGACGCCGAGUUAGCGAUUUACCUUGUUUAUAUCUUCGGGGAGAUCAACAAAUCAGGAGGUAAAGGCCGAGCGGCCUUCUGUCAAGCUCCAAGUAUUGACAAGACGAUGCGGAAAGACGUGGACUACUCAGAGUUUCCUCUGACUGCUCACGGCGAGAUGCUUCUUAGUCUCGUUCAAUCCGGCAUCUCCUCGUAUCCACAUCGCGCCGUCGUCAUGCAGUUCUUCGAGGCCGUCACUCGAUAUAGCGACUUCUUCAAGGUCCGGAAAGACUGCAUCAUGCCCACCCUCGAAGUCAUGGUUGAUACUCGAGGCUUGCAUAGCCAAGAUUCGACAGUCCGAUCGCGGGCUUUCUACCUCUUCUACCGGUUCAUCAAAGAAAAUAAGACUGAUUUCCCCUCGUCCGUCGCAGUGAACCUGGUUGAAGGAAUACGGGAUCUCUUACAAAUUGAAGUGGAACUCCCAGAGAUAGACGAAGACACCACGAAGGACAUUCUCACGGAAGCCUUAAGCACACCAAGUCGAUUCGACUCACAGAUAUAUCUCUUCGAGACUGUUGGUGUGCUAUGUUCCCUUCUCAAGUCCCCCGAAGAGCAAUCGGCUCUGUUACUUUCCGUCGCGAAACCGCUUCUAGACGAAUUGUCUACCAAUCUACAAGCUUCUACCUCGUCCAUGGAGCCUACAGCAAUAUUACGCGUCCAUCACAUCAUCAUGGCACUUGGAAAUAUCGCAAAAGGCUUCCCAGAUUUCCCUUCCCCCGUCCAACCAGGACAUGUGCUCCCUCCCCUUGAAGUACUCCAGCAGAUUGCCCAGGCGAUUAUCGUCUGCUUAGAGGCCAUGAAUGUCUACAAGGUCGUCCGGGAUGCUUCACGGUUCGCAUUCGCUCGAAUCCUUGCUACCGCAGGACCUAGCGUCACGCGAUACAUCCCACCAUUGAUGGCCAACUUGCUCAAUCGGUUCGAACCCUCGGAACUGGCUGAUUUCAUGACCUUUAUAGGUUUGCUGAUCCAUAAGCUGCAGCGAGAUAUGCUAGGCGUCCUAGAUGAACUUUUGGGACCGCUGAGCUCUCAUAUAUCGUCUAUCCUCGCCCAGCCAGUCGGUGGAACGGACGAUCUAGUGACACGGGUGGAUACAAAGAGGGCCUACCUCUCGCUAUUGAAUAGCAUCAUGGCAUCUAAGCUGCAUAGCGUCUUCACAUCAGAACGGAAUAAGGCAACGUUUGAGCCGCUCUUGGAGACCGUCCUUCGAGAGAUCGAAGAUCUGUCAGAUCCGAGUAGCCAGAAGACCGCCCUGACAUUCUUCGGUCGAUGUGUGGCUGUCUGGGGACAGCCUACCGGCGGGCCUGGCGAAAAUGACGCUAUCCCCGGAUUCGAACGGUUUAUCUACGAACGGCUGGUGCCAACUGCUUUUAGCGUUCUGUUCAAACCGGAUUACAACAUCAAAGAUGGGCAGAUGUUCACGGUUCUUCACGAAAUCGCCAGUUUCCUCCAGGUUGUUGGGAAGACACGGGGUACGGAAGCCUAUGAAUAUUUUGCUACCGUUUUCCUCCCAGGCCAAAAUCUACCAUCGCAACUCGCCGUCGAGUUUGCUACGAAGCUACGCGAUUGGGAUGGCAAGGCAUUCAGGAAAUAUUUCGCAGAAUUCGUUCGUUCUUCUAGACCUCAAGCCUAA
This is a messenger RNA of Pleurotus ostreatus (oyster mushroom), 3177 nucleotides long. It is a transcript of the gene LOS1, whose product is annotated as pre-tRNA nuclear export protein. Gene Ontology annotation, molecular function: tRNA binding; small GTPase binding. Gene Ontology annotation, biological process: tRNA re-export from nucleus. The transcript is spliced from 13 exons. The record is from RefSeq and is a predicted model, not a curated record. Bases 1 to 3177 code for a protein of 1058 amino acids. Lineage: Eukaryota; Fungi; Basidiomycota; Agaricomycetes; Agaricales; Pleurotaceae. Gene Ontology annotation, cellular component: nuclear pore; nuclear matrix; cytoplasm.